AUGUCAAAGCGUGCAGCCGCCCCAGAGAAUGGGGGAGCUCCCCUCAAGGGAGGUGACCGCCCCGACGCCAUGGACGUCGACGACAACAAGAUGGCCGAGAUGGGCGAGUUUGAGGAUGAGUUCGAAGAUGAGUUCGAGAGCGAAGACGAGAUCUUCGAGGCUGGUGUUGACGGGCGGCCCGAUGCAGAGCGCGAGGCUGAGGAGAAGAGUGCGAUGGAUGUUGACAGCGGCCCUGGCACAUUCAUUGUCGGCCGAACGAAGCUCGAGCCUGGCCAAGUACUCGCCCCCGACCCGAGCACGUACGAGAUGCUACACAACCUGAGUACCCCCUGGCCCUGCCUUUCCUUCGACAUUGUCCGCGACAGCCUAGGAGACAACCGCAAAGUCUACCCUGCCACCAUGUACACCGUCUCCGGCACUCAGGCGGAGAACGCCAAAGCUUCCGAGAAUCAAUUAAUGGUCAUGAAGUUCAGCGGCCUGAGCAGGAUGGACAGAGACGAUGCAUCUGAGUCUGGAGAUGACGAUGACGACGAAGAUGCCGACCCCAUCCUCGAGUCCAAGAGCAUACCCCUCAAUUCGACCACCAACAGGAUACGAUCGCACCAAACUCCCGCACAAGAGGCUGGAAAGCCGGGGACUACGCUGACCGCGACUAUGACCGAGUCGACCAAUGUCUUCAUCCACGACAUCACCCCCCAUCUCUCGUCUUUCGACAACCCUGGCACCAUGAUCACACCUCAACAAAACAAGCCGCUGUGCACUAUCCGCGCGCACAAAUCGGAAGGAUACGGUGUAGACUGGUCGCCUCUUCACCCAGCGGGCAAGCUGCUGACUGGUGACAACGAUGGCCUCAUCUACGUUACGACUCGCACCGACGGGGGCGGCUUUGUUACAGACACUCGGCCCUUCCAAGGACACACAAGCAGCGUGGAGGAGAUCCAGUGGAGCCCCUCCGAGGCAUCGGUGUUUGCAUCUGCCUCAAGCGACGGUACCAUCCGCGUGUGGGACGUCAGGAGCAAGAGCCGAAAGCCCGCUAUUACGAUGCAGGUCAGCAACACAGAUGUCAACGUCAUGAGCUGGUCGAAGCAGACGACCCACCUGCUGGCAUCGGGUGCCGAUGAUGGAGAAUGGGGCGUCUGGGACCUGCGACAGUGGAAGCCUAGCACCACGGGUGGUGCCUCCAAGUCGAGCCCAAUCGCCAGCUUCAACUACCACAAGGAGCAAAUCACCAGCGUCGAGUGGCACCCGACCGAUGACAGCAUCGUUGCCGUUGCAGCAGGCGACAACACCGUCACACUGUGGGAUCUGGCUGUCGAGCUGGAUGACGAGGAGAGCAAGGAUACGGCCGGCGUCAAGGAUGUGCCACCCCAGCUGCUGUUCGUGCACUACCAUUCCAACGCCAAGGAGUUGCACUGGCACCCCCAGAUUCCUGGUGUGCUGGUUGCUACUGGUGACGAGUUCAGUGUCUUCCGCACCAUCAGCGUUUAA
Thyridium curvatum is the source of this 1488-nucleotide messenger RNA. RefSeq lists its product as uncharacterized. The transcript is spliced from 2 exons. Lineage: Eukaryota; Fungi; Ascomycota; Sordariomycetes; Thyridiales; Thyridiaceae. Gene Ontology annotation, molecular function: protein binding. Bases 1 to 1488 code for a protein of 495 amino acids. The record is from RefSeq and is a predicted model, not a curated record.